Molecule: messenger RNA, 1104 nt
Organism: Linnemannia hyalina
Lineage: Eukaryota; Fungi; Mortierellomycota; Mortierellomycetes; Mortierellales; Mortierellaceae
Source: the annotation of a GenBank genome assembly
AUGCCACUUGACGACAAGCCCAAAGUUCUAAUCGUCGGAGCAGGUCUGGGAGGCUUGAUGCUCGGCGCCCUUCUCGAAAAGUCCAAUGUGCCUUACCAGAUCUUCGAGCGUGCUGCCACCGUUAAACCAUUAGGGUCAGCGCUGGCGGUUGGACCCACCCUUCUCCCUAUUUUCGAGCAACUGGGCAUCUAUGAGGAGUUACUUGCCAUUGGCAAGUAUACUACCCAUAUCAUGGGUUACCAGGAGCAACCCCUGAGACCGAUGCGUCCACUUGACUUUAGGCCCGUUGAGGAAUUCACUGGAUACGGACAGUACAUUGUCUCACGUCCCAAACUGUACGAGCUGGUUUUGAAGCAGGUCCCUCCUCACAAGAUCCAUUUCGGCCACCGCGUUCUGAACAUCACUGAGGUGGACGACAAGGUCACGGUCCAUCUUUCCAACAAUAACACCUUUGAGGGCGACAUCGUCGUCGGUGCCGACGGAGCCUACAGCGCAGUUCGUCAGCGCAUGUACGAACAACUGAUGGCGAAAGGGACGCUGCCCAAGCCAGAUCAAGAGGAUCUCCCUUUUAGUUGUACUUGUCUGGUUGGUCAGACCAAGGUCCUCAAUCCUGAGGAGUUCCCGAUGGCAGCAAUGGAGCAACGCUUCAGGAACAGCGAGAACUCGGAGUGGGGAGAUUUCCCCGCUCAGACAAUGUGUGAUGAGACCCGCGACUUCCCUAUCCCUCUCGAGGAUGGCAAGGACCGCACUCUUGGCGAACUUUAUGACCAAACGCCCAAAGAGCUCAUCUCCAUGGUGAUGUUGGAAGAGAAGGUUUUUAAUACGUGGUACCACCGUCGUUUUGUCCUGUUGGGUGACGGCGCGGUGACAGCGAUGCACGAUGCGAUCGCCCUCGCCAACUUGAUCUACUGCAUGCCCACCAAGACAUCGGAGGACAUCACAACUAUCUUUGAAGAAUACCACAAGGAGCGCUUGCCAGCCGUCAUGGAAUCCUACAACAACAGCCGGCAGCUGGCAAAACGCUCAGAAAAGGGCAUCAUUGGCAGGAUUAUCCUCUAUAUCACCACAUACAUGCCUGUCUGGCUGUGGAGAAUUGCGGUAUAG